This is a messenger RNA of Coturnix japonica (Japanese quail), 5018 nucleotides long. Its product is annotated as arf-GAP with SH3 domain, ANK repeat and PH domain-containing protein 1-like. Gene Ontology annotation, molecular function: GTPase activator activity; protein binding. Gene Ontology annotation, biological process: positive regulation of GTPase activity. Lineage: Eukaryota; Metazoa; Chordata; Aves; Galliformes; Phasianidae. The record is from RefSeq and is a predicted model, not a curated record. Gene Ontology annotation, cellular component: cytoplasm.
UCUGUCCCUUCCCAGCACCAUGGCAGCGCCCAUCUCGGUGCGUGACUUUGUGCUGCAGGUGCAGGAGGACCUCAGCUCGCCCACCACCUCCACAUUCACCAGCCACAUGGGCCACUGCAAGGCCACCACCGGCAGCGUGGAGGAGGCCCUGGAUGCAGACCGAACUGUACUGCAGAAGAUGAGGAAAGCUGCCAAGGCAGAACAUGGCUGUGGACAAGACCUCAUUAGCCACCUCACAGCCCACAUUGCUGCCCAGGAGUUGUUCUCAGCCAACUACCAGCUGGAGGGAGAGGAGCAGCUGGCCAACGCCUUCAGCACCUUCGCUGCCUUCUCCCAGGAGCUGCUGAUCGCCAUCAGGAGCCUGUUGCAGAGUUUGGACCACAAUAUUAAUUUUUCCCUGGAGUCCUUAAUAAAGGGAGACAUGAAAGAGCUCAAAGGGGAAUUCAAGAAGCCCCUUGAGAAGGCCUACAAAGACUAUGAGAGCAAACUCACAAAGAUAGAGAAGGAGAAGCGUGAGCUGGCAAAGCAGCAUGGCAUGGUGCGGGGUGAGGUGAGUGGGGGGGAGAUCGCCGAGGAGUUGGAGAAGGAGCGCAGGACCUUCCAGUUAAACAUGUGUGAGUAUCUAAUCAAAGUGAAUGAAAUCAAAACCAAGAAAGGAAUCGACUUGCUGCAAAACCACAUCAAGCACUGCAACUCACAGUUCAAUUUUUUCCAGGAAUGUUUAAAUGCAACAGCAAAACUUAAGAAGUUUACAGAGGAACUCAUCCCGGAGCUGCAGAGUCUGAAGAUCAGGCAGGACGAGGAGAAGAAGCAGCUGUGUGCCGUUCGGGAUCAGCUGAAGGCUACAUUGCAGCUGGAGCAGAGAGAGGACAUGGGGAGCAAGCAGGCCCGGUACAACAUGCACCAGCUGCAGGGGAACAAGCAGUACGGCACAGAGAAGACAGGGACUCUCUUUAAGAAAAGCGAUGGGUUGAGAAAAGUCUGGCAAAAGAGGAAAUGCACCAUCAGCAAUGGCUACCUGACCGUCUCUCACAGCAUGCCCAACCGCCCACCAGCUAAGCUGAACCUGCUCACCUGCCAGGUGCGGCCCCACGCAGAGGAGAAGAAAUGCUUCGACCUGGUUUCACACAACCGCACGUACCGCUUCCUGGCAGAGGACGAGCAGGAAUGUUUCGUAUGGGUGUCUGUCCUCAGCAACAGCAAAGAGGAGGCACUGAACUUGGCCUUCAGCAAGGCACGGGGCGGAGUGGAGAGCAGCAGGGAGGAGCUGACCCGGGCCAUAGUUGAGGAGGUCAGAAACAUGCCUGGGAACAGGGAGUGCUGUGACUGCUUGGCCCCAGAUCCCACCUGGCUCUCCAUUAACCAUGGCAUCCUGAUCUGCAUUGAGUGCUCUGGGAUUCACAGAGAGAUGGGUGUGCACAUCUCCCGCAUUCAGUCACUGUCUUUGGACAAGCUGGCAACCUCCGAAUUGCUGCUGGCGAGGAACAUUGGCAACGCUGGUUUCAAUGGCAUCAUGGAAGCCAGUAUUUCCAGCUUCUCCUUGAAGCCUGUGGCACACAGUGACAUGGCCUUGCGGAAAGAAUUUAUCAUUUCCAAGUAUGUUGAGAAGAAAUAUGCCAAGAGAAGCACUGCUGCUCAGCACCUAAGCCUCCCAGAAGCUGUCAAGGGCAAGGACAUAUUUACUUUGCUCCAAGCUUACGCUGAGAACGUGGAUUUGAGCAAGCCUGUGCAGGCACACCUGCAGGAACCUGGGGAGACCAUCCUCCACCUGGCAGUGCUGUUGUCUGAUCGAACCUCUUUACAUAUUGUUGAUUUUCUUGUCCAGAACAGCGGGAGCCUGGAAAAGCAGACCAUAGUGGGGAACACGCCGCUUCACUACUGCUGCUUUCACAACAAACCUGAGUGCCUCAAACUGCUGCUUAAGGCCAAAGCAAGCAUCACCAUCACUAACCAAGCAGGAGAGAUGGCCCUGGACAUUGCCAGGAGGAUGAGACAUCACCAAUGCGAAGAGCUGCUGCUGCAGGCCCAGAACAACCAGUUCAACCUGCAUGUCCAUGUGGAGUACGAGUGGUGGCUGGACCAGGAUGACAUGAAUGAGAGUGACGAUGAGCUGGAUGAGAAGCUGGGUCUUAUGAAGAGGGGUUCUCCCUGUCCACAGAGCCACUACCAGCCUCCUGCCACUGCCACCAGACCAGAAGCAGCAGGGACAGUGCCCCAGGGGAGGUGGCCUGACACCUACGCCUUGCCACAUGCCCACCUUCACAGCCUGGAUGUGCCACCAGCCCCCUCCUACCCACCUCCUUUCCCUCCCCAUCGGACAAAGUCAGCUCCUGAAAGAACACGUCCACUCCUGACCAGCUCAUGCAUCUCUGCUGAGGACACAAGAACCAGGAGGAGCCCAUCCCUGCCUCUGAGCAUCAAGCACAAGCGCACAUCCUCAGAUCCAGCUCCUUGGGUACCACUCAGUCCGGAGAAACCCAUCCUUGGCCUGGCUUCAGGUGCCCUGAUGGCUGUGGACUGCCUCUAUGCAUCUGUCUCCAGAAAAGCAGGACAACCUGGCCCACACCAAUCCCCCCAGGAGUCAGAUCCCAGUUCUGGAUGUGCCUCAGAUGUCCCACCUCCACUUGCUCGGAGGGUCAGUUCGAACACACUGCAGUUCCGCAGGGUCCGCGCUCUGUAUGAUUGCAGUGCUGACCGGGAAGAUGAGCUGACUUUCCGUGCAGGCGAGAUAAUCGUGGUGUCUGAAAAGGAGGAUGACAACUGGUGGAAAGGCUGGAUUGAAGGGCAACCCCACAGGCAAGGUGCCUUCCCUGCUUCCUUCGUUCAUGUGCUCAAUGAAUAGGAGCUGCUUUGAUCUGGGAAGGAAGGAAGAUCUCAUCAGCUGCUUGGAAUGUGAACCUUCCCAUCUUCAUCCUCACUCCCUGCAUCACCUCUCCUCCCCUGGGCCGGUGGUGCUGGGCCUUAGGGCUGGAAUUUGUGGGCAGUGCAUGCUGACUGCCAGCAGAUGCUCAACAUAAAGAAGAGAAUGGAGCAAACUUCAGUGCCCUACCCUGAGUGUGCUGCCUGUCUUGAGUGCUGCAGAGAUGUGCCGCUGCCUUGCAGGGCUGUGCGGGGAGCCGUACGGGUGUGCAAAGCCCUGGAAAGGAGACUUCUCCUGAGGACAGAGCACAGUGUGAGCCUGGAAAGGCUAAUGCCUUCUGAAGCCAGCAGGAUGGAGUGCUUGUGCAUCCCUGCUGUCUGCACUGGGUUUCACUACUGAUAUUCGAAAAAAUCUGCUCUGUGGCAGCUCAGGGCAUGGCUCCAGCGCUGCCUGGCUCUAGGAGCGACAGAGAGGUCCUCUGAGCUCACUGCCAGUAAAUCCCAGUGCUUCAGCACUCUGUGUUGUGCAGGGCUGUUCUGCUUUAUGUUUUUAUCUCUGUUUCCUUUCCGCUUCAGCGUUCUCCCUUCAGCAUCCAAACUCCUUAUGGGCACCAGAGUCAAGCAGCUGACCUCCCCUCAGGUGAAAUCACUCAUGGUUCAGCUUACACAGCUUUUCUCCACGGCCUGGCACAUUUCUCAGUCUUCCUGAGCUAAAAUUCUGUCCUGGUGUCAUAAGGAAACCAAGCGCUGGAUGCACCAGGCUGUAGAGAGUGGAGGUUGAACCAUCCCAGCAUGACUUACAAAGUCAGGAGGGCAAGGCUGUGCCAGGCAGCUCCUCCCACCCUUGGUGUUAUAGGUCAGGUAGGAGCUAACCUUUGUAUAAGUCUUCUGUGCGUAUCCUUAGAUACAGCAGGAGUCUGCUUUUCCCUAGGUCAGGGUGACCAUCCUUGAAGCUGUUAAGGAACUCUUAAUCACUCUGCAAUGACUAAACAUGCCUUUGAAGAUCAGAACACCUUGAGAAAAGGUACUUAAGGUAGCUGGACUGCAGGAAGGGAGAUGAGCCCUGUCUUUAACUGACCAAUUGUAGGCUGGGUGCUGAGUGAGGGUUGUGGUCAAGUGGUAAAAAUAUGCAUUCAAAAGUGUCAUGAAAUCUUGGAGUGUGCUAGCUUUGUGGGAGACCAGCCAGUGCUUCUGCAACCUUGCAAUAAAUGCAUGCCUCUGUGAGUGAGAUUGGCUCACUGCAUGGCGCUGAGGGAUCCACCUUUUGGACAAGAGUAUUCUGGAAACCCAAUGGGAUGGCCUCAUCCGGAUCCACGAGUUGCAGCUGGCAAGGAGUGGAGGACUGGUCAAACCCAGUGCACACCACUGGACUUUUGGCAGGGAACUCCAUUGGGUUCUCAUCUCUGCUUGGGUGGUGACACAGUGCUUCAAUUGAGGUAUUGACUUGAUGGCGUCAGGGGGGAUAAGAGGCUUUGGUUGUUGGUUUUGGUAGUUUUGGUUGAUGACUGGCCAGCAUUUGGUGUGUGGGCAUCAUGUAGGCACCUAACAGCAGAGUGUAUGCAGCCUUGGGGAUGGAUUUGUUGUUGGAAAUAUGAGGACUCUUCCCUGUGGGAAUAGAAGAAGAACUGUACAGAGCAGCAGCUGUGGAGCAAGAUAAACAGCACGGGAAACAAGGAUACCUCUAGAAGAAAGAAUGGCUUGCAGCUCUGCUCAGAUAAGUGCCUGCACAAACAGCUGAAGAGUGUUUGUGGAAUGUUAUGUUGACACAUAGAGGUGAAUGGGAAAGGAAGAAAGAGCAAACUUGUGGAGGAAUAUAAGUGAUGUGAGGACUUGUAAUACACGAUUUGGAUCAUUCACGUCUGAGUCCAUGCAUCAGACACUGCAACCAACAAAACAGUGACAUUCUCACACUCCAAAACUAUAUUAAUGACAUGUCAAACUGGCAGAUCAAAGCUACAAAUUUCAGAUGUUGUGCUCUGGCAAUUUACUAAAGUAUUGAUGCUACAGAUAAAGCUCAGUUUGCAUUUUUGUUAGAGUCUGUGACAACAAAUACAGUGUCCCUGAAGAAAUGGCUUUUUUGGCCAUUAAAAGACAAAAUGCAAUCUUUUGAUUUGCACAAAGCAGUAAAAACAACACUGGAGCGAUUUUCUUUAUCCUUU